Molecule: messenger RNA, 4471 nt
Organism: Salarias fasciatus (jewelled blenny)
Lineage: Eukaryota; Metazoa; Chordata; Actinopteri; Blenniiformes; Blenniidae
Product: GRB2-associated-binding protein 1-like
Exons: 13
Coding region: 546-2816 (756 amino acids)
Biological process (GO): signal transduction
Cellular component (GO): cytoplasm
Molecular function (GO): signaling adaptor activity
Source: RefSeq, a predicted model, not a curated record
UCACGCGCUCCAGAGGAGGGUGAGUUCAGGGAAAGACGGAGCCACCCUGUCAAUCACAAUUAAGGAACCAUGGGAGUAAACUGGUAGGAAAGCUCAGCGAAACCACUGUGUUUACGGCCGAGCUGGCUCCAGUUUGCGGACAGACGAGCUAACUAUGCGCCGGUACGGAGCGGGACGCUCACAGCCGACUUCUCCAACUGGGAAUCGCUCCACUUUAACGGGAAUUCUCACGAGGCGGCGCAUAUAACAACAACAAGAGAGAGAAAAAAAAACUUUACGUUGCCUGCGCCUCUUUCUUCGUUUUCCCUCUUCUUCUGUCGUUCCCCCCACGCAGCCACCCAGUUUGGACCGAACAUAAAGUCGUCGGUGGUGUUUGUUGAAUAGGUGGAGCCGCGGAGGUCGGCGUUGACUCGGGAUAUUCUUCGCUUAUUUGUCUACAACUGGUGCAAAUCUGGUGCUUGCAUUUCAGAGAGCCGCCUGUCCGUCGGUACUACAGGACGAAGACACUCCCAGAAACAAACGAAACUCCGGGGAGAGGAGCAGAUAUGAGUGGGGGGGAGGUGGUGUGUGCUGGCUGGCUCAGAAAGUCUCCUCCUGAAAAAAAGUUGAGACGUUACGCAUGGAAGAAGCGGUGGUUUGUUCUGCGCAGUGGCCGUCUGACAGGCGACCCAGACGUGUUGGAGUACUACAAGAAUGACCAUACAAAGAAGCCCAUCCGUGUGAUUGAUCUCAACCUGUGCGAGCAGGUGGAUGCUGGGCUCACAUUCAGCAAAAAAGACUUGGAGCACAGCUUCAUAUUUGACAUCAAGACCAUCGACCGCGUCUUCUAUCUGGUGGCUGACACCGAAGACGAGAUGAACAAGUGGGUUCGCCACAUCUGCGACAUUUGUGGUUUCAACCCAACAGAUGAAGAAGCUGCCAAAGCUGCUCACCAGUCUGCCGCCGAAGAGCUGGUGGUGGACCCCCAUCCAGGUCUGGUUAAUAUCGUUGGCCCGACACCAACAGUGCUUCCCAGCGUGCCUCCUCCGUACCAGCCGGUCAGCGUGCGACACCUCGACUCUCAGUCCAGUUCAGAGGAGCCGCAGGAUUACCUGUGGCUGGCCAACUGCGAGAGCAAAAAGCCCGAACCAAACAGAACACAUGCUGAGUGUUCCAAGUCUACCUCUUCAGAGACAGACCUGAAUGACAACCUCCCGUCUCACCGCACGCCUACAUCCUCAACUUCUUCAGCGAAGCACACAUCGCACAACGGCUUCUUCCCGCAGCACCAGACGCCUGCCUCUGCUCCUUCCAUCUACGACUCGCCUCCAUCACGCGGUGCCUCGCUCUCCACUGACGGCGGCCUUUAUCACCUCCCUCGCAGCUACUCCCAGGACACUGUGCUGCUUCCCAAGUCGGCCUCCUCCCCUCCGGCUCCUCCAGACAGCGGGGACGCCUCUGACCUUUACGUUUUUAACACGCCGUCGCGGAAGCCCUCGAUGGAGACGCAACUGCGCAACUUUUCUAUCAGUUACGACAUCCCGCCCACACCGGGUGCAAACUGCACCUACCAAGUGCCCCGCACGCUGUCGUCAUCGACGGUGGUGGGAGGUUCGGAGGGCGGGGGGGAUGUAGUGCCUCCACCUAGACCACCCAAGCCUUUGCUCAGCUCCACCUCAGGACUCCCUCCACCCCCUGCUGAGCGCUCACCUACGGACACCUACUGCGUGCCUCGCUCGGCCUCGGAGACGGAUGGAAACUACUGUGUGCCUACAAGUGCUGGGAGUAAAGCUUUACGCAGCAACACUAUUGGCACUGUUGACAGUUCACGCCUCCGCAAAGACUUUGGAUCCCAGGACUGCUACGACAUUCCCAGAUCAUUCCCCUCCGACAAAAGCUGCUCCUUCGACUUCAAUGAAAGUCUCAACAGCUACUUUAAGAACAAAGGAAUGAUGCCAGUGGGCAGCCAGUCGACGGAAGAGGUCGAUCAGAACUACGUGCCCAUGAGUGCUAAUUCUCCAUCGCAUCACCAUUCGGGCAGUUUAUCAGAGCCAAUGCACGAACCCAAUUACGUGCCCAUGACCCCAAGCACAAUGGAGUUCUCUUCACUAGGUAAACAAGUUCCCCCGCCCGCCCACAUGGGGUUCCGGUCGAGCCCGAAGACCCCUCCUCGCAGGCCGAUGAUCAGCGACUGUCAGCCCCCGCCCGUGGACCGGAAUCUAAAACCUGACCGCAAAGGUCAGAGUCCUAAAAUAAUAAGGGCAAAAGGUGUCGGUUUAGAGCGAACCGACUCUCAAACCGUAGGUGAAUUCCCGAGAGGACGACGCAAGGGAAAACCUGCUCCACUGGAGAUCAAACCACUGCCCGAAUGGGAGGAGCCCUGCACACCCGUCCGCUCGCCUGUUACGCGGUCGUUCGCUCGGGAUCUCUCUAGGUUUCCAAUGCCAACGAGAUCCCCGUCAGUGCAUAGCACGGCCUCCAGCACUGACUCCGAGGACUCUGCUGAGAAUUAUGUAGCCAUGGUCUCUAAUAUGUCCACAGAUGAACCAAUCAUGAAGCUCGCUGCACCCAUGACUGCGGAUGGUGGGAGUAGCCCGAUGGUGAAGCCAAAGGGAGACAAGCAGGUCGAGUACUUGGAUUUGGAUCUCGAAUCCGGCAAGUCUACCCCACCUAGAAAGAUGAAAAGCAACGGGACUGGUAUCACCGCAUCGGACGAGCGAGUCGACUACGUGGUUGUGGACCAGCAAAGGACGCAGGCCCUCAAGAGCACCCGGGAGGCCUGGAGCGACGGCCGCCAGUCCACAGAGACAGAUACUCCUUCCAAAGGACCCAAGUGACCCUGUCUACGCCACCGCCAAACCACCCUCUGAACCCCCACCCCCACCCCCGGACCGCCGAGCCUUUAGCACUAGUGUGGGCUCUGGGUUGUGCUACGAGAUGGUCCGACUGUGUGUCCACCGCAGCAGGGCGUCACAGUCGCUCGAUGGUCUUUAGUUUACACUGCUGUCGGGCCAAGGAGUGCACUGUGUGUACAGAUGUAGAAAGGGGUGUGGGCCAGGAAUAAGCUGUAUACACUAUGGAAGCAGGUGGAAUGAUAGGACUAGUCUCGUUUGACUUAAACAGACUUGCAAACUUUGAACGUUCACUGCCUCCCAUGUCGAUGAGAUUUUUUUUUUUUUUUUUUUGCUCACCUUUCAGUUGCCCAUUGGCUGACCCAGAGUUAACAUUUCCUUAAAUCGUAAUGCUCUUUGAUGUUUUACUGUUGGAGUGUCGGUGAAAUUUACUUGAUAACAUGAUCACAGAACUUUGUCGACAACACUAGUGGUUAGCACAACAGGCCGACGGUGUUGUUCUUUCCAUUUUCUUCUGUUUCUUUUCCGAGGUGAAGUUUCAGUGGACAGUUUCACAGGUGUUUAUCGAAGCCGAAUCUGUGUCAGCUGGGAAGCUUCAUUCCGAAAACCCAGUACGAAUUAGUUUCCUCCAGAUUUCCACUUUACUUCUGAUGAUACCAUAGGCAGUUGAACUCGUUCGUUUGAAAUAUAUCCAAGUGCUAAAAAAUCAAACCUUGAACUCACCAUAGAUUUAAUCCACUGAACAUGAGCUGAUUUCCAUUUGUAAGUGAAGAUGCUUCAAUCUGUUAUAAUGGAAGUGCAAAGACUGUACAAAAGUGUUAUGUAUAUAAACAGGAAAAGUGUCCUUUAUUUGUAUGGAAUAUCCAGUGUGUUUGACUCGAAGGUAUAUGGAUUCUGCAGGGUAGAAUCCCGUACCUGUCUUAGAUGGUAUCAGGAUUUGUGAUUAAUGAAUGAAUUACUGUGAGUUUUUAAAAGAACGUGACAGCUUUUCUAUAAGUUAUGCAAAGGUAUCAACACUUAGGCUAGAGAGAGAAAAUCAGGUACUCUUUAUACUAAUACAACUUUCCAUUUCUAAUUUAUUUCACAAUUUAUUUCAUCAGGUGGAUGUCAAGUCCAUUUUUAGCUCAGUAUUCUUGAUUCAUAUGGAGGAACAUUGGCUACGAGUCUGUUAAAAUGCUUAGUUUGACAAGCGCUGGUCAAUUAGUUUCGUGAGUUCAUUUCUCCCCCCUCUCUUCCCCAUUUCUCUCUCUCCUCUUAGGGGUAAUUUAUUUUAAAUUGAACUGGCAUACAGUUUUGGGAAAUUGACUGCCCCCAUGUAGUCAACUUGAUGCAUAUUUUCUAGACAAACAAAACAUGGUUGAAUAGAUCUGCUUCUCUAACCUGUCAGCUCUCCUUCAGGAAUCCCAAAGCAUGUGCUCCCGCCAGGUAAAAUCAUCGCUGUACAUACGUCGCCAUCGAUUACAUUAACAUGUAUCUUUUGAAAGGAUGUGCCUACUAAGUCAUCUUCAUUCUUCUUUUCUCGUGGCAGUUUCUUUGUGAUACGGACUGCAAAUCUGAUGAUGCUUUAUCUUUUUUAAUGAAUCACAACAGAAAAUGUAAAUUUUAAAAGUGGACUAAAUAAAAUCCAGCCUCUUAUGCAA